Messenger RNA from Musa acuminata AAA Group (dessert banana), 2484 nucleotides. RefSeq names its product CBL-interacting protein kinase 6-like. The record is from RefSeq and is a predicted model, not a curated record. Gene Ontology annotation, molecular function: ATP binding; protein serine/threonine kinase activity. Lineage: Eukaryota; Viridiplantae; Streptophyta; Magnoliopsida; Zingiberales; Musaceae. The transcript is spliced from 2 exons. Gene Ontology annotation, biological process: protein phosphorylation; signal transduction. The coding region runs from base 340 to 1677 and encodes 445 amino acids.
UAUGUGUAUCUCCGACACAGGUCUCCAUCCAUCCCUCACCUCUCAGUCUACGACUCGACAACAUAAAUUUGCAGGGAGGAGCAAGCCGCCCUGUGAAGCUCUCUCCUCUCUCUGCCGGACUGACGCCUGCAGGGAAUGACGCAGCAUGACGAGGAGAUCAAGCCCUGAUCUCGCUUGCAAGCGCAAGCAGCACGCCGGCCGCAGCUGCCACCGCAAGCACGUCGAAGACGGGUAGCCAGGUGUUCUUCUUCUUCUUCUUCUUCCUCCUCUUCUUGCUCCCUUCUUUUCUCUUCUGUUUCUGCGUGAGGAAUCGAGGUAGACGCUUGGCGAGCUGUGUGCAUGGAGGAACUGGAACUGCCCCCGGAGUCCGAGGGCAAAGGCGUGCUGCGUGGCCGCUAUGAGCUCGGGCGCGUGCUCGGGCACGGCACCUUCGCUAAGGUUUACGCCGCCCGCGACCUCCGCACCGGGGCGAGCGUCGCCAUGAAGGUGGUGGCUAAGGAGAAGGUGCUCCGCGCGGGGAUGGUCGAGCAGGUGAAGCGGGAGAUCUCUGUCAUGCGGGUUGUUCGUCAUCCUAACAUCGUAGAGCUCCACGAGGUGAUGGCCACUCGCUCCCGCAUCUUCUUCGCCAUGGAGCUCGUCCGCGGUGGCGAGCUAUUCGCCCGCAUCGCCCGUACCGGCCGCCUUCGCGAGGACGCAGCCCGCCGCUACUUCCGCCAGCUGGUCUACGCUGUCGACUUCUGCCACGGCCGCGGGGUGUACCACCGCGACCUUAAGCCCGAGAACCUACUCCUGGACGACGCCGGCGACCUCAAGGUCGCCGACUUCGGGCUCAGCGCCUUGUCCGACCACGCCCGCGCAGAUGGCCUUCUGCACACCGCGUGUGGCACGCCGGCGUACGUGGCGCCGGAGGUCAUUGGCAAGAGGGGCUACGACGGCGCCAAGGCCGACCUCUGGUCCUGCGGCGUCAUCCUCUUCGUCCUGCUCGCUGGCUACCUUCCCUUUCAGGACGACAACCUCGUCACCAUGUACCGGAAGAUCCACCGCGGGGACUUCCGCUGCCCGCCUUGGUUCUCCUCCGACGCCCGCCGGCUCGUCACAAAGCUUCUCGACCCCAACCCCAGCACGCGGAUAACGGUGGCGAAGCUGGUGGAGAUGACCUGGUUCAAGAAGACGCCGAUUCCGCGACCAACGUCUGCCACGGAGGAGGCGGGUGAGAAGGGGAAGAAACAGGAAGCGACGGCGGACGAGCCGGAGACACUGAACGCCUUCCACCUGAUCUCGCUGUCGCAGGGGUUCGACCUGUCGCCCCUGUUCGAGAAGGAGGGGCGGGGGCGCAGGGACGACGGGAUGCGGUUCGCGACAAGGGAGACGGCCGAGGGGGUCGUGGCGCGGCUGGAGGGGGUGGCGGCUCGGGCCGGGGGAAGUUUCCGGGUGACGAGGAGCGGGGCCGCGGCGGUACGGCUGGAGGGGCCGGAGAGCGGGCGGAAGGGGCGACUGGCUGUUGCCGCGGAGAUCCUGGCGGUGGCGCCUUCGGUGCGGAUGGUGGAGGUGAGAAAGGCCGGCGGUGAUACCCUCGAAUACCAGAGCUUCUGCUGCGACCAACUCCGCCCGGCGCUCAAAGACAUCGAGUGGGCGGCCCCCGCCGCCACCGUUGAUUCCCGAUCCACGGCCUCUUGAUCGGUCGCAGUUGCGUGCUAAAAUGGAGAAGACAGAGGUAUCUCUGUGGUCGCUCCCCUCACCAUCGCUCGACGAUCCGCAUGUGCAUCAUUUAGUGUGUCGUAUCUAUCGCACGCACCGUGUGGUGUCUCAUAUUCCGUGGCGGAUAACCAUCGCAUUCUUGCUGAGUAAGAGCUCCUUUUUCCCUCUGCCUUGUUCUGUCAACAUACUCGGCUUACGACGUUGAAGUAUGCUGUUGAUAUCAAGAGGAAGUGUGUUGUGAUCAUAUGGAGAUGCAGUUGAUGAGAAGGUCACUGCGACAGGAAGCAUCAUGACACACGAAAGUGAAGCGUCUAUUCCCCUUCAGAUGCAUUCAAAAGAAACCCACACCUGAAAGCCGUUCAUCCUCCCCUCAUCUUCCUUCGGAUGCUCAGUCCAAUAAUUGACCCUGAAGCCAUCUCAGCUUAGACUCCAAAUGGCAUGAUACUUCUCGCGCACACAGGUGCGGCACAGUGGUCGAUCACCAGCUCGAUUCACGUCCUUCCAAGGCCGGGGAGUCAUGUCCCGCGACAGGAGGCCAUAACACGCUCCGCCUCUGUCCUCAGGUCACAGCAGCAGGGCUCAGAGUAGCUUUCGGUCCCCUCGAGCCUCGAACCAACAGAGCAUCCUUCCUUGCUUUGGAUGGAUCUCCAUGGCCUGUCUUCUUUUUCCUGCAUGGAACAGCCAAGUGGUGGCUGCUCUGGUGAGUUCAUAUGGGUUGCAUGUGAUCCGCCAGUACAGUCUGUGAACUGGUUCUGAUACUGAAAGCUAAUGCUGGACAUCAAGCAA